UCUGUUUGAGAAGACAGUUUAUCCCGCCGCGCCUUGUCUUUUCCACUUCGCGUGAUUGCUCUGCCUCCAGUUUCAUACCGAUGGUCAGAUUAAAUGUUUUAGCUGAUGCUCUUAAAUCUAUUUGCAAUGCGGAGAGAAGAAAAAAACGACAAGUUCUUAUCCGACCUUGCUCUAAAGUCAUUAUUCGAUUUCUAAAUGUCAUGCAGCGCAAGGGAUAUAUUGGGGACUUUGAAAUUAUUGAUAAUCACCGUUCUGGUAAGAUUGUAGUCCAACUCGUUGGACGCAUCAAUAAAUGUGGCGUAAUUAGUCCCCGAUUUGACAUGGGAGUAAAUGACACAGAAACCUGGACUCGUAAUCUUCUGCCCUCACGACAAUUUGGUUUCCUGGUGCUUACCACUAGCGGGGGUAUAAUGGACCAUGAAGAAGCUCAUAAAAAGCACCUGGGUGGCAAAAUUUUAGGCUACUUUUUCUAA
Molecule: messenger RNA, 473 nt
Organism: Protopolystoma xenopodis
Lineage: Eukaryota; Metazoa; Platyhelminthes; Monogenea; Polystomatidea; Polystomatidae
Source: the annotation of a GenBank genome assembly